Messenger RNA from Mauremys mutica (yellowpond turtle), 775 nucleotides. Its product is annotated as tripartite motif-containing protein 15-like. Lineage: Eukaryota; Metazoa; Chordata; Testudines; Geoemydidae. The transcript has 5 exons. Bases 438 to 680 code for a protein of 80 amino acids. The record is from RefSeq and is a predicted model, not a curated record.
AGAGAGAGACCGUGAGCGUGAGAAGGUCUGUACAGUCAUGUGGUUAGAGCACUCACCCAUUUUAUUAUGUAUUUGAGAUUCUUGAAAAUAUAAAUAAAAUGGGGGGAAAAACCCUCCAAAGCCAACCAAAACUAAACCUGUUUUUCUUUUGUUAGGAACAAAUUCAGAGACAUUUGGAGAGUUUGAAAAAAGAGAGAGACGAGAUUCUGUCGUAUAAAUCGAGUGGGGAAAAUACAAGCCAGGAACUACUGAAACAGCUCGAAACUGGGAGGCAAAAGAUUGUGGCUGAAUUUCAGCAACUGCACCAGUUUUUGGAGGAACAAGAGCGACUCCUGCUGGCCCAGCUGGAAGAGAAUAAGGAAAUUGAAAAGAGGAGGGAUGAGUAUGUUGCCAAACUAUCUGAGGAACUAUCCUCUUUCAGUUCCCUGAUCAGUGAGAUGGAGCAGAAGUGCCAGCUGCCAGCAAGUGAAUUCCUGCAGGACAUCAAAGGCACCUUGAGCAGAUGCGAGAGGGAGAAGUUUCAGAACCCAGUGGCCUUUUCUUCUGAACUGAAAUGGAGAAACUGGGAAUCUUCUCAAAGAAAUGCAUCUCUGGAGACCAGAAUGAAGGAAUUCACAGACUCACUGUCGUCUAGACAGCGGUUGGACAAAGGUAAAUUUCUCCUAUCAAAGGGGGAGUGAAAACUUUCCUAUGAAUUAUGGGGGCUCAUUGGCAGCACCAUAGUUCAGGUUUUGUGUCAAUUUUGCAUUUGAAAGGAGCUGAGCAACAUAUUCCU